Molecule: messenger RNA, 572 nt
Organism: Lates calcarifer (barramundi perch)
Lineage: Eukaryota; Metazoa; Chordata; Actinopteri; Centropomidae
Product: dicentracin
Exons: 4
Coding region: 32-358 (108 amino acids)
Biological process (GO): defense response to bacterium
Source: RefSeq, a predicted model, not a curated record
AGAAAUUCAUUUCAGCCCCACCCAUGGAGAAAUGUUUCAGAACUCUCAGGCACAUAAAUUCAAAUCAGUUGUAGCUCUCACAACUGCUGACUUUGCUUUCUUUGACAACUCUGACUAUCAAUCAGUGGACAGGAUGAAGUGUGUUAUGCUUUUUCUUGUGUUGUCACUGGUCGUUCUCAUGGCUGAACCUGGAGAUUGUUUUUUGAGAUCACUGUUGAGAGGUGCCAAGGCCAUAUAUAGAGGUGCCAGGGCAGGAUGGAGAGGCUACAGAGCCCACCGCAACAUGUAUAAGGCUAUCAAGAACAGAUACAGAUACCAGCAAGGCAAUGAUGGGCAAGAUUAUCAGGCCUCAUUUUGAGGAUACCGGAUGGUUUGAGCCACAGCUUUUUGCUUUGCAACGCCACACACAAGUGGAUCAGGAAACUCAAGACAACAAACCGGUAGUCUUGGGUUUGCACAAAGCAGCUGAGAUGCAGUGAUAUUUGGCACAGGUUGAAAUGAUCAUGAAAAAUAUCAAAUUGCUUGAUUUUGCAAACUGCUUUGAUGAAUAAACCUGCAUUAUAAAAGGCAAA